UGGUAAAACCUGAUUAGAUUUGUUGGCGCGUAUGGAGAAGAACAGUGUGGAAAUGGAGUGAUGUGUUUUGAUAUUUAUCCGCUGACUAGUGUUGGCCGUAUGAAUACAGACAUGCCGCGUACGGCCUGGUGAAGUGUCUUCUGGGCAGGCCGUCUUAUUCUUCCUUUCCGUGUUCGUUCCGACUAAUCAGUGGUUCUCGGGACCCUUCUGCCCCCACUGAGCCCCCAUCGCCUCACCCUGGACCUUGACGAGCCCUGUUCUCCCCCACUGGACUCCCUGGAAACAGUACUCUAAGUACUGGGUUGGCCGCUCUGUCGAUUGGAUUGAGUUUGGAACAGACUUGGAAACGUGUGCACCUGUUGCUACUUGCGAGCAGUCAGUCAGUCGAUUGGAUUAGACGAGAGAUUACUGCGUGUUGAGCUCGAUUAAUUUUAAUCCGUGCUGAACGAUGUACAACGGCGACAGCGCGAUGCAGGCCAGCGGAAGCGGCAACGGCCAGCCGCCGCAGGCGCAGGAGAGCGGUCUCAACUACAGCGAGGCCUUCCCGGCGCUGCCCGACAAGGUGCCCGAGGGGCCCAAGAGCGUGGCGCCCUCGCCGUGGGGCGCGCGGAGCACCUCGCACAGCGCCCGCAUGGCCAUGACGCAGAGCAGUCAGACGUCGGAGAGACUGACCAUCCCGUACGAGGAGCGACGCUUCAAAGGAGGAGAGGAGGUGCGCUUCGGCAAGGACGGGGAGAGCGAGAAGAGCGUCUGCUACGCCAUCAGUCAGGACACAGGCGCCCAGAUCGUCCUGACGCAGAGCAAGGACCGCAGUCUGACGCUGCUCAUCAGCGGCAAGCGCGAGGACGUGAAGCGCGCCCGCAACGCCGCGCUGCAGCGCCUGCAGACGCAGGCCAGCGACUCGCUGGACAUCCCCAAGGAGUACCACCGCUUCAUCCUGGGCGCCAAGGGCAAGACCAAGGAGGACCUCGAGGUCUCCACCGCCACCAAGAUCACCGUGCCGCGCAUGGACGACGCCAACAACUUCGUCAAGAUCACCGGUCCCAAGGAGGGAAUCGUCAUCGCCCGCGAGAAGAUCAUGCAGAUCUACGAGGAGCAGUCCAAGCGCGCCGCCGAGCGAUUGAACAUCCCGCGCAUCUUCCACCCCUUCAUCUGCGGCCCCAACAACGCCUACCUGGACCGGCUGCGCCAAAAGUCCGGCGUCAGCAUCAACGUGCCGCCGCCCAGCGCCAUGAAGGACGAGAUCAGCAUCAGCGGCGAGCGCGAACCCGUGGCCUUCGUCAAGAACGAACUGCUGCGGAUGACCAGCGAACUGUCUAACACCACGAAGGAGAUCACGGUGGAGGUGCCGCGCGCCCAACACCGCUACGUCCAGGGACCCCGCGGCAACCACCUGCACGAGAUCCUGGAGAAGACCGGCGUCUGGGUGGAGCUGCCUUUCCAGGACACCGACAGCGACUCGGUGCAUUUGCGCGGCAAUCCCGCCAACUUCGGGGAGGCGCUGAAGAUGGUCUUCAACAAGGCUAACAGCGUGGUGAAGGUGGAGCUGAAGGCGCCCAGCUGGAUCCACAAGUACAUGAUCGGCAAGGGCGGCGAGAAGGUGCGCGAACUGGGCAACCGCUUCCCCGAGGUGCACGUCAACUUCGUCGUCGAGGAGGACAAGAUCGUCAUCGAGGGGCCGCCGCGCGACGUCGAGGAGGUGCGCAAGAUCCUGGAGGCCGAGUCCAAGACCCUGGUCAGCACGCUGGCCGUCAGCGAGGUGAAGGUGGACGACAAGUACAUGAAGCACAUCAUCGGCAAGAGCGGCAGCAACGUGUCCCGCCUGAAGGACGAGCUGGGCGUGCAGAUCCGCUCAUCGGACGCCAACCGGCCCAACGUGCUGGUGAUCGAGGGCCCCAAGAACUCGGUGGCGGAGGCGGUGAAGGCGCUGCAGGAGCGGCUGAGCAAGAUGGAGAACGAGCGCUCCAAGGACAUCAUCAUCGACCGCGCGCUGCACAAACUGAUCAUCGGGCAGAAGGGCGAGCGCAUCCGCGAGAUCCGCGACAAGUUCAAGGAGACCAACGUGGCCUUCCCCGAGUCCAAGGAGAACAGCGACGUGGUGACGAUCCGCGGGCCGAAGGAGGAGGUGGACAAGUGCUACAAGCACCUGGAGAAGCUGGUUAAAGACCUGGCGGCCAGCAACUUCCGGCUGGAGGUGCCCAUCUUCAAGGACAUGCACCGCACCAUCAUCGGCAAGGGCGGCGCCACCAUCCGCAAGAUCCGCGACGAGACCGACACCAAGAUCGACCUGCCGGCGGAGAACGCCGACUCGGACGUGAUCACCAUCACCGGCAAGAAGGAGAACGCCGAGAAGGCCAAGGAGAUGAUCCUCAAGAUCCAGAACGAACUGGCCAACGCCGUGGAGGUGAAGGUGAGCAUCCCCAGCAAGCUGCACCCCAACCUCAUCGGCGCCAAGGGCCGCACCAUCAGCGGCGUCAUCCAGGAGUGCGGCAACGUGCAGAUCACGCUGCCGCAGUCCGGCUCCGGCCUGGACGAGAUCACGAUCCGCGGCCCCAAGGCCGACGCCGAGAAGGCCAAACAGCUGCUGGAGAAGAUCGCGCACGACCGCGAACUGUCCAGCUUCACGGCCGAGAUCCCCGCCAAGCAGGAGUACCACAAGUACAUUGUCGGCGCCAACCGCGGCAAUAUCAACCGCUUACGCGAGCGCUACAACGUGCGCAUCGCCAUCCCGAGUUCCGUCCAGGAGGAGAAGGAUACCAUUGUCGUUAUUGGGCGUAAGGAAGAUGUUGAGAAGGCCAAGGUGGACAUUGAACGCACGCUGCAGGAAUUGCACAACACUGUGGACGACUCGGUGGAUAUCCCGGUGAAGUACCACAAGAACUUCACCGCGCGGCGCGCCGAAGAGAUCCGGCACAUCCAGGAGGAGACGGGCAACGUGAGCAUCACGUUCCCGCGCAUGGGCGAGGAGAACGAGAAGGUGCUGCUGCGCGGGCCCCAGGAGGCGGUGGACGCGGCCAAGCGGAUGCUGCUGCAGCGCGUCGCCGACUGGGAGUCCUACAUCACCAUCGAGGUGGACAUUCCCCCGCAGUACUACGGCAACAUCAUGGGCCCCAAGGGCGCGCGCGUCAUGGACGUGUCCGACGAGUUCGACGUGCACAUCAAGUUCCCCGAGCGCAAGGACAACCGCGCCAACAACAAUAACAACGCCGCCCACGUCAACGGCGAGCAGCCGGCGCCUGCCGAGGGCACCAACGGGGAAGCGCCCAAGGAGGUCAUCACCGUCACGGGCCGUCCGGAGGACUGCGAGGCCGCCAAACAGGCGCUCCUGGAUCUGGUGCCGGUGGUGGAGGAGAUGCCCGUCCCCUUCGAGUACCACAGCAGCAUCAUCGGGAAGGCGGGCGCCAGCAUCCGCAAGCUGAUGGACGAGUUCAAGGUCAACAUCAACAUCCCCAACUCGGCCGAGCAGAGCGACGUCAUCAAGAUCCGCGGACUGCGCCGUAACGUGGAUGAAGCCAAGGAAGGGCUGGCGGCGCGCGUCAAGGAGCUGGACAAGCUCAAGGAGGAGCGGGCGCUGCGCAACUUCCGCGUGGAGAUGCGCGUGGAGCCCAAGUACCACUUCCAGCUGAUCGGCCAGCGCGGCGUGGAGGUGAACAAGCUGCGCAACGAGUUCCAGGUGGAGCUGCAGUUCCCGCGCAGUGACGCGGCCGCCGAGGACGCCGACAAGAUCGUCAUCGUCGGCCUGGAGUCGCAGGCGCAGGCGGCGCGCGACAAGAUCCAGGCCAUCAUCGAGGCCGAGAAGAGCAAGUCGCGCGUGGAGGUGCCGCUGGACAGCCGCAUCCACGCCCGCAUCAUCGGCGGCAAGGGCGCCGCGCUGAAGCGCCUGGAGGACCGCUUCAAGGUCAAGAUCAACUUCCCGCGCCGCGACGACGAGGACGCCAACGUGGUGACGGUGGUGGGCGACGAGGAGAACGUGUACGACUGCGAGGCGGAGCUGAAGCGCCUGGAGGACAUCUACCUGGACGAUGUGGUGGAGAACGAGACCCUGCGCGCCUACCACUCCCCGGCCACGGCCGCCGGCCGCCAGGACGCCCGCCAGAACCACAACGGCGCGGCGACGGCCGCCGGACAGUCCGGCUCCGGGUUCGUGGUGAAGGGCGCGCCCUGGGAGCAGAACCUGGAGGAGUUCCCCACGCUGAACCGCCAGAGCAGCGACGCGGGCAGCGGCAACUCCGUCCCGGCCGCCUCCGCCGCCGUCAGCAACUCGCGCUGGGGCGCCCCGCGCUGAGCCUGAGGCUGAGCGGACCGGCCCGGCCCGCCUUCGUCCCGCUUGCCGUCCUCAUGAUCCGCCUCAGGCGUGCGACGAGGGAUCCCUUCCCUCGACGAACCUUACAAGCCCCUUUCUAACCUCGCUCACCGUCAGAAACAGAAUCAGCCGCGUCGCGUGUUAAUCGUAGUUGUGCCUUGACGGCGCUGAACAGACUAAACAGAACAGAUCAGAUAGAUGUUGUACGUGUUGCUUUGUUGUUGUGUUGCCAUUGCAGUUGUCGUACAGAUACUGGUAUAGCAGCGCCGAUUGACUAAUCGUCAGUUGGAUUGUGUUGUCUUAGGUGAUGAUUGUAGACUGUGUCGGAACGAUAGAUUGUUUGAUUACAGUACAGUACUUUGAUAGAUAGACGCUGCAGAUGCUGUUGUGGUCCAUAAUUGUGUUUGUUUCGCUCUGCUUUUCACUAAUGCGCCUCAAGUGCCUUUAUUGCCAUAAUAAAUAACGAUUAAUUACUGUACCAAUAAAGUUAUAAACCUG
Paramacrobiotus metropolitanus is the source of this 4801-nucleotide messenger RNA. Its product is annotated as vigilin-like. The transcript is spliced from 18 exons. The record is from RefSeq and is a predicted model, not a curated record. Gene Ontology annotation, cellular component: cytoplasm; nucleus. The coding region runs from base 449 to 4285 and encodes 1278 amino acids. NCBI's taxonomy places the organism in Eukaryota, Metazoa, Tardigrada, Eutardigrada, Parachela, Macrobiotidae. Gene Ontology annotation, molecular function: mRNA binding.